Cladocopium goreaui is the source of this 460-nucleotide messenger RNA. Lineage: Eukaryota; Dinophyceae; Suessiales; Symbiodiniaceae. The record is from the annotation of a GenBank genome assembly.
GAAUGAGCGUGGUGCCAUCGCACCUGCGCACCAUGUCUGGUGGUGGAACAGAUGUCUCAGGACUUCCGCAUCUUCGAAUCCUGAACGUGGGAGGAGAGGCCCUGGGAGCAGAUGUGGUGUCAACUUGGGCCCCAAGUCGCUGCCUCUUCAUCAACAGCUACGGACCCUCAGAAAUUUCAGUGGUCUGCACAGCUGCUUGUUUGAAGCCAGGUGACGCCAUCACCAUUGGUGUUGCACUCUUGAGGAAGAAGAAGACCAAGGCCAAAUUCAUCGAGUUGCCGAGCAUUGGCCGUGUCUACAAAACGGGAGAUCUGGCUUCAUGUAGUUUAAGUUCUUUCAGGCGGUAUGUCACAUUGUGGCAGCUCGCGUGAGUUAGGUAUGGUCCAUACCCAACUCACUUGAAGCUGCCACGAUGUGAUACCGGUAUGGUUCCAGCCUGUGGGGUGAGGGGAAAGACCCU